Messenger RNA from Thecamonas trahens ATCC 50062, 732 nucleotides. RefSeq lists its product as uncharacterized. The transcript is spliced from 2 exons. NCBI's taxonomy places the organism in Eukaryota, Apusomonadida, Apusomonadidae. The record is from RefSeq and is a predicted model, not a curated record. Gene Ontology annotation, molecular function: histone binding. Gene Ontology annotation, biological process: regulation of DNA-templated transcription. The coding region runs from base 1 to 732 and encodes 243 amino acids.
AUGCGGGAGAUAGCACGUGACGCUGUGGACGGACUCUACCGUGAGUACGUCUCGCGGUUCUUCUUUGGCCUCCGCAUCCUCACAUACGAGCGCAACUUGCUUGUCUCGGAGCUGGCUCGGGUGGCGCCGGCCGCUGCGGCGCAUCGUGACCCGCUGGUCCUGGUCGUCCGCAUGGACUACGACAAGAAGAAGGCUUCGAGUUGGGCACUUCGUCGCGUUUCCAAAAUUGUUGCCUCCGCAAAGCCUCUUGUUCGCAUCCGCACCUUGCUCUCCGAGAGUGAGCUCUCUUCGCCGGACAAGAUCAAUGCUGUUGUAUUGGAUGUCGCGGCUGCCUACGACCGCUGGUCGCUGCAGGUGGCCAUGUAUGAUGGCGCGCCGCUCGAUCGAGACUCGCGCUCGUUCUUCUUUGAACAGAUCAACAACCUGUCGUCGCUGGAGGAGGUCUUCUCGGACCCCAUGGGCAUCGGCGCAAAGUUCCUCAAGGACUACUUUGCCGAGCUCGAGCUCGUCGACCUGCUCAGCAACGAUCCGGGCGCAGAUGAUGAGCGCGCUACCCAGGACACUGUCCACCACGACCAGGAAGACGAUCACGAGGAGGCCGACGACGCUCUGGAGCCUGCACCCGAGGAGCUCGCCGCCGCCGCCCAGGCCAAGGCCAAGGCCAAGGCCGCCGCUGACGCCGUUGCUGACGCAACCUCGGCCGCUGCCGCGCCCCGCCGCAAGCGGGCGUAG